AUUAGAUAUUAUAUAUGUAUCGAUACAUUAUUUGCGCUAUCUAGCUAGUAAUUCAAUUGCAACCAUGACCCCACCCCUGUUUGGUGUAUAUACACACACACAUAUAGGAUACAUGAUCUUAAUAAGGUAGUUUCCGCAAGAAUCUUCAUCAUUAAAUUCUUCCAGCUGGGGCAUUGAAUCAUCCCUUCCUUUCAACAUGAGACAUGAUUGGCAAGACAUGCUCCUUUUAGAUGUUCUUCCCAAAGAAGCAAAAGAGUCAUCAUCCAACAUUGAUCAGUCCAUAUCUACUACUAGUACUACUGGUGCUAUUAAAGAUGAAGAGGUUUCUUGCCAUUCCUGUGAAGCUGCAGAGACUCCCAAACCCAACACCAACAACAAGGAGAAGGAGAAGGAGAAGAUGAAGACGACGAAAUCAUUGUACAGAGGGGUUCGGAGUAGGCCGUGGGGGAAGUACGCGGCGGAGAUAAGGGAUUCUACGAGAAAAGGGGUUAGGGUUUGGAUUGGAACGUUUGAUAGCGCAGAAGCUGCGGCCUUAGCCUAUGACCAAGCUGCAUUAGCGUUGCGAGGCUCAUCCGCGGUCCUCAAUUUUCCGGAGGACGUGGUGAGGGAGUCCAUGAAGGAGAUCAAGUUUUGUUCUGAAGAUUGUGUGGGUUCUCCUGUUCUAGCCUUGAAGAGAAGACACUCCAUGAUGAAAAGAAAAUCAAGCAAUAUGAGCUGCCGCAGGAAAGCAAUUGGUAAGGUUGUGGUGUUCGAGGAUUUAGGAUCCGACUACUUGGAACAACUUCUCACCUCUUCUUGUGAAUAUUGAUGAAAAAUCAUCAAUCUAGCUAGCAUCAUCACUUGAUUGCAUGAUUUGUAAAUGAAUCCAUCCAUCAUUUUUCCUUUCCUUCUUUGAUUUGUUUCUCUUAUUUGUUCAUCUAUGAUCACGUUGUUUGUUUGUUUGUUUUCUUAUUUUGUGCUGGAAAGAUGGCACCCUUCUCUCUAGCUACAAUGAUUCUGAAAAAAAAGGUGAAAAAGAUUCGUUAAAUUUGCU
This is a messenger RNA of Tripterygium wilfordii, 1033 nucleotides long. Its product is annotated as ethylene-response factor C3-like. Bases 197 to 808 code for a protein of 203 amino acids. NCBI's taxonomy places the organism in Eukaryota, Viridiplantae, Streptophyta, Magnoliopsida, Celastrales, Celastraceae. The transcript has a single exon. Gene Ontology annotation, biological process: ethylene-activated signaling pathway; regulation of DNA-templated transcription. Gene Ontology annotation, molecular function: DNA binding; DNA-binding transcription factor activity. The record is from RefSeq and is a predicted model, not a curated record.